UGAUACAGGAACAAACACAUAAGCAUCCCAAGAACACACAGCUUCCUAGCUCAUCUACGUAUAGAUUAGUCCGCGAGUUCAAUUUGCAGGGGCAUCCAGAGACAGACAUGGCGUCGGCUCCAGCUCGAGCUAUUGCGGUGGUGGCUCUCAUGUUCGCGUGCUCUGGGUUGGCCAUGGCCGCGGACAAAGCGCCGACAUGGCUGAGGGCGCAUGCCACUUUCUACGGCGGCGCUGAUGCCUCUGACACCAUGGGUGGGGCGUGUGGGUACGGCAACCUGUACUCGGCGGGCUACGGCACGCGGACGGCGGCGCUGAGCCAGGCGCUCUUUAAAGACGGCGCGGCGUGCGGGCAGUGCUACAAGAUUGCUUGUGAUCGCAAACUUGCGGAUCCAAUGUUCUGCAAACCUGGCGUCACCGUGACAAUCACGGCCACGAACCUCUGCCCGCCUAACUAUGCGCUCCCGAGCAACAACGGAGGCUGGUGCAACGCGCCGAGGCCGCACUUCGACAUGGCACAGCCUGCCUGGGAGAAGAUUGGUGUCUACAAGGGUGGCAUCAUCCCUGUCAUGUACCAGAGGGUUCCAUGCGUGAAGAAGGGUGGUGUGCGGUUCAAGAUCGCUGGUCAUGAUUAUUUUAACCUAGUUAACGUGUUCAACGUCGCAGCGGAUGGCUCGAUCAAAUCGAUGGAUGUCAAGAGCUCUGAUUCAGACACAUGGACGCCAAUGGCUCGUAACUGGGGCGCGAACUGGCAAUCUCUAGCUAAUCUUACUGGGAAGAUGCUCUCAUUCAGAUUGACCAGCACAAAUGGGCAGACGCUUGUGUUCAACAAUAUUGUGCCAGCUGGAUGGACAUUUGGGCAAACAUUUGCGAGCAAAUUACAGUUUUAGUUGAACACUCUCAACAGAACAAUCUAGUGAUGGUUGAUUUUUUUCAGAUUAAAUUUAUUUAUUUCUGGUGUGGUGCUUA
This is a messenger RNA of Triticum dicoccoides, 966 nucleotides long. Its product is annotated as expansin-A24-like. Bases 108 to 887 code for a protein of 259 amino acids. Gene Ontology annotation, biological process: plant-type cell wall organization. Gene Ontology annotation, cellular component: extracellular region. The transcript is spliced from 3 exons. Lineage: Eukaryota; Viridiplantae; Streptophyta; Magnoliopsida; Poales; Poaceae. The record is from RefSeq and is a predicted model, not a curated record.